UUUUAAUGAUUAAGGGACACACUUCCGUUGUAAACAAGCAUGGCGACCAUUCAAGUUUUGUGUCCGAAUGGACGACGUCAAAAUGUGAAAACGACGCCUAAUACGAAGCUUUUACAGAUUUUGGAAGAUGUCUGUCAAAAGCAAGGGUUCCUGCCUCCUGAUGAUUAUGGAUUUGUUCAUGGUAACAGUAAGAAGCAGCUUGACUUGAGUCUGUCAAUGCGCUAUGCCAACUUGGCUAACAAUGCCAAACUGGAACUGGUCAAGUCGCAAACCAGUCGUGCCAUACAGGAUAUUACCAUCGCUCUUCAACUGGAAAGUGGCACACGUUUGCAGGGAAAGUUCCCCCCGCAGACCUCGCUUUGGGACAUACUUGUCCACUGGGAAGAAAAAACAGACAGUACCUGUAAAGGUGAGCUGACAAAGGUAGAUGUUACACACAAUCCUCCGAUCCAGCCUGUCUGUAUCUAUAUGAGAGAGGAGGUGAUUGGAGAAAUGGCUUUGAAUGCAACUUCUUUACGGAAGCUUGGUUUAACAAGUGGGAAUGCUGUGAUCAGGUUGACACACAGAGCUGUAGAUGAGAGCAUGAUGACAGAUAUUGUGAAUCAAUUGGAAAAGGAGAAAGCAAAGAAAGCCAAACUUGAACAGAUGACCAAUAAACAAAUAGAGCCAGAAAAAGAGACAAACAAGAUGCCAGAACCGACUGCUAAUAUUCCACAGCCUGGCAUACAAAACAUUCAUAAAGGCAAUACUGACAUUGUAGCAAAUAAAUUUGAUUCCGAGGUAAAAACAUCUAAAACAGACUCUAAUAGGAGUGUUGUAAACGAAUCUCCUGAACCAAUGGAGAUAGAUCAGAAUUCAUCUAAAUCGUCUGUUUCCACGGAAACAUCUGCCAUGGAGAUAGAGUCCGGGGCUACAGGAGUAGCAAGAGGUCAAAGUUCAGAAAGUGGGGUUCAUAUGACAAUGAGUGGAGUUCAGACUUCAACUGGAUCAUCAAGAGGAGGACAAGGUGCCUCAGGAUCAAAGAGUGCAAUUGAGUCAUUGCGAGAGAUGAAUAUCCCCGGAGUGGAGGUUUUCACACCACAAGAUUUCCUUAAUUUGUCCCCAGAUGAACAGAGGAUAGCUAAAAGAUUAGCAGCUGCAUAUGCUAAGCGGAAUGACCCAAAGAUCAAACAAGCUCCAUUCGCAGAUUUUAAAUUUCCUGAAGAAACAAAAGGAAAAGAUAUAUACCACAAUGAGCUGAGCUCUGUUACAAAGGAAGAUUUCCAGCCAUGUGACAGGGAAAUGGUGCUUUUCAGUGCUGAGGAACCAAUCAGCUCCCCAGUGGCAACUUCCUCUCAAGCACUAUCAGAUGAAUUCUUUGAAGUCACAGAAAAAGAUGUGAGGAAAAUGAUGAUUGACCUGCAAAAGCAAACUGAGAAUGACCAGAUGCUGAUAACACAAUCAAUGCGUGAACUUAAACGGGAGGAAAAGUACAGUAAAUACCAGCGAGUGGUCAUAAGGGUCCAGUUUCCAGAUAAAUUGGUAUUACAGGGUCUGUUCAAGCCUAAGGAGACAGUGUUUCAAGUCCACAAGUUUGUAAAAAGCCUACUUGAAGACCAGAAAACACCAUUUUAUUUGUAUACCUCACCACCAAAGUGUGUGCUGAAGGAUCAGUCUAAAACCCUUAUAUUGGCUAAUCUGGUGCCAGCUACGUUAAUGUAUUUCGGAUCCGAAGUUUCAAAAGAACACUAUUUAUCAGCCAAGCUGAUGGAGGGAAUGGAGUCAAGAAAAGUUGCAGAUGACAAAUUAAAUACAUGCCUUCCUAGCAGUGCAAAUCCACAGGGAUCAGAACCAGUCAGUGGUCCAAGUGGGGCCUCAGCAGGGACAUCAUCAGGGGCCUCAGGGGGUGCACCUCGGGAUAGGCCGCGUCCAAAACAGAACAUACAGCCAUCCAGUGGUGGUAAAGAGCCCGGUGUCCCCAAAUGGUUCAAAUCAGGCAAGAAGUAAUUGUAUUGCUGUUCCCUGAUGAUGAAGUCUUAAGUCAAUCUGCUUUGGAAAUUCUCCUUAUUUUCAUCAGAAUAACUGUGGAAACAUGAAGCGACAUGUCCAGGAUGAACAGCCGUUUCUGAGUUUAUUGGUACCAUAUUUUGUCUCACUAGACAGAUAAUUGACAAAUUUUUAUGUCUAAAAAGAUCAUUAACAGCAAUAUGUUUUACAUAUAUUAGCCAGCAAUGGUAGGUUUAUUAAGGUAUGUGUAGCAUGAAGAGUAAGACAAUUAAAUUUCAAAAGAUAUAAAUGUAAAACCUUGUAAACUAACAACUGUAUCUAGCUCUGAUCCAUUCUCCUCGAACCAUUUCUCCUUGUUCAGACUAAAUUCCAAGGACAGUCGCUGGUAACUGUCUUAUUAGAAAUGAUCAUAUGCUGUUAGGGUAGGAGUAGUGUCCAUGUGUAUAGGAUCCGGGCCAAAAAGGUACAUUUUCAAUUUCUCAUUUUUUUAAAUAUUUUUUUGUGUCAUAAGAAAAUCCUUUAAAUGGAAAUAGAUUGCAUUAAAUCUGUUGGCUGGUAGUAAAUUAUGCAAUGAACCAAAGUCACUUUGUAAGUUCUGCCAAUAAGAUUUGAACCUGCAACUACAGUUCAUAUAGGUAACAUGUUCAUUUUCCUACUUAUUGGACCUGAUAGCUGUUAGGGAAUUUCUCUAUUGUAGUUCCAAUAAUAUGUCAUUAAAGGUUUACCACUGUAAAUUGUUAUAGAAUACAGUGUAUAAAGCUGCAAGGAAAUUAUAAAAGUUAAUAGUGAUCUGGCUGUCUGUUGGGAUCCAUACUUGCCGAUUGUGGUUCUCAGAUGAUUCUGUGCUUAAAGUAGUUUGUGAGACAUGAUACUGUCCAUUACAUUAUACAAUAUGGUUGUAAUCUUUUUUGGCCAAUUGAAAAUGGUUUGCAAACAGUUUCAUUAUCUCUCAUACCUCCAAACUAUGCUAUAAUAUUACCAAGUGCUAUCAACAUUGACUUUGUGAUUCUUAUUGCUUCCAAGAAAGGCAGCCUCAAUCUGUAUCAUGAAGAAACACAUAUUUUUUCACAAAUGAAAUAUUGAUAAGUAAAUUUGCUGAAUUUUUUGUUCAAAAUUGAAAUAAAAUAAUCUGCUGUGUAGA
This is a messenger RNA of Pecten maximus, 3127 nucleotides long. Its product is annotated as tether containing UBX domain for GLUT4-like. Gene Ontology annotation, molecular function: protein binding. The transcript is spliced from 18 exons. NCBI's taxonomy places the organism in Eukaryota, Metazoa, Mollusca, Bivalvia, Pectinida, Pectinidae. The record is from RefSeq and is a predicted model, not a curated record. The coding region runs from base 40 to 1986 and encodes 648 amino acids.